GUAUAGAAUUUCUGAACUCGUGACUAGAUCUUAUAAAAGGCCUCUAACAGUGUAACACUUACUCUUCACUUCGUCGCAGAGAUUUUCAUUUUCAUUCACUUCUCUUCUCUGCACAUUAACCAUGGCAACAACGAUGCAAAGUUAUUCAUCUCUCGUUCUUGUUCUGUUGUUUCUCUGCAACACUUCUCUCUCAAACGCUCUCAAGGGUUUCAGUGUGGAAAUGAUGCACCGUGAUUCAGAAAAAUCGCCAUUCUAUCUUCCCUCAGAAACUCACUCUCAACGAGUUGCAAAAGCCAUUCAGCGUUCCAUUGCUCGUGUCAAUCAUCUCACAAAACCUUCUGCUUCCCUUGACACGGUUGAAUCCACCGUGAUACCAAACUCCGGUGAAUAUCUCAUGACCUAUUCAGUCGGAACUCCACCGUUCAAAAUCCUCGGUAUAGUUGACACCGGUAGCAACAUUGUCUGGUUGCAGUGUAAACCUUGCACAGACUGCUACGAACAAACCAGUCCUAUAUUUGAUCCUAGAAAAUCCAGAACAUACAAAAACCUACCUUGUACUUCUAGCGCAUGUCGUGCUGCGGGAGCUUCUUCCUCUUGCUCAGAGAAGUGUGAAUAUACUAUUAACUACGGUGAUGGAUCGCAUUCAACGGGAGAUCUUAGUGUUGACACCAUAACCCUAAGCUCCACCGAAGGUUCACCUGUCAAAUUUCGUAACAUUGCUAUAGGGUGUGGACAUGACAACACCGGAACCUUUCAAGCCAAUGGUUCUGGCAUAGUUGGUCUUUCUGGUGGAGCUACUUCUCUGAUAUCUCAGCUGGGUUCUACAAUCGAGGGAAAGUUUUCGUACUGUUUGGCACCGUUUUUUUCAGGGUCUAAAUCAACCAGCAAACUCAGUUUCGGUGAUGCUGCUGUGCUUUCUGGGAAAGGCGUUGUCUCAACCCCUUUGAUCAAACAAGAGGGUCAAAUAUUUUUCUUCCUAACGUUGGAAUCAUUCACCGUUGGAAGAAAAAAAGUAGCUGUUAGAGGUUCUUCUUCUGGACCUGCUUCAGAGGGAAACAUCAUAAUCGACUCAGGAACAACGCUCACUCUUUUACCAAGUGAUGUAUACGAAGAAUUGGAAUCUGCAGUGGCUGAUGCAGUGAAUCUGGAACGUGCGAGUGAUCCCAGUGGCUUUUUGAGCCUGUGUUAUGAAAGUGAUUCGAAUUCUGAACAAGGAAUACCAGUGAUCACAGCACAUUUCAGAGGUGCAGAUGUGGAUUUGAAAGCAGUGAACACUUUUAUUGAGGUUGGUGAUGGGGUAAUAUGUUUAGCUUUCCGUGCAAGUGAGGAUCUUUCCAUCUUUGGAAACGUGGCGCAGCAGAAUUUCGUGGUUGGAUACGAUCUUCAGAAGCAAACUGUUUCUUUUAAACCUAAAGAUUGUAGCAAGGGGUGAUUCUUUUUGUUGUGUUUCUCAGUUUGAUUGAAUAAUACAGAACAAAGUAUGUUGUCACUGUUAAUCAUGUAUAAAUAUUAUAUUAAUCAAUA
Messenger RNA from Vigna unguiculata (cowpea), 1524 nucleotides. Its product is annotated as aspartic proteinase CDR1 pseudogene. Lineage: Eukaryota; Viridiplantae; Streptophyta; Magnoliopsida; Fabales; Fabaceae. The record is from RefSeq and is a predicted model, not a curated record.